AUGAUACUUAUUCAAGGUGAAUCUAAUGGAGGCAUUUGGCAUGGACACAUUCAAAGUGUUGACUUUAUUUACAAGACAGUGGAUGUUUACUUCUAUGUCUAUGGCAAGCCGAUUGUAAAUAUUGCAAUAUUCAAUAAUUUUAUAUAUAUUCAAUUCAAUAUUUAUAUUUAUGAAAUAUUUUUUUCAUUUGUUCAAUUUAAUAUUUGAAAAUAUGGAAUAUUCUUAAAUCCAUUUAAUUUAAUAUGUUUAUAUUUAUUUAAUCUAAUCGCUCUAUAUCCAUUUAAUUUAAUCCAUAUAUAUUCAUUCAAUUCAAUCCGGAAAAAUAUAUAUUUAAUCUCGAGGACUGGGUCGAGCCAUCGGAUCAGAAAGAAAAGGGGCUGGGAAAGAAUCAUUGCGAGAACAUAAUGACGGACGAGGAAGAUUUUGACGUUGGAAGAGACCUACCGGCGUUUUUAGCCUCAGUAUUAGACAAAGCGGAACAUAUUUGCCAAAAUGAUGUGGGUGAAGGAGCUGCCGAAGCGCAUGCUGAAGUUAUUGAUCAGAGUAUCAGAAUGCUUAGAUCGAUACGAGAUUGUCGUGGUAUUGGAGUAAGUGACAAAGAGGAGCUGGAUUCACUUGCAGCAGCAUUUGCGGAUGUGUUGUCAUCUUUAAAUCAUCACAUUGCAAUUAAAUCUGUCACCCUAGAAACUACUGAUGAAAACUGUUUUGCCCCAGGAAAGGAGGAAAAGGAAACUCCUGGAAGACCACGUUUUGACAUUCCUGCUGAGAUGUUGGAAGAAUUGCGUGAAUUGGGAUUCAGCUGGAUUAAGAUUAAAGAAAUGCUGGGUGUUUCAAGAUGGACGAUUCACAGGAGAGUAGAACAAUAUGGUUUUUAAAAUAUGACAGGAUUUCAUCAUCUGCCUGAUGAGGAACUAGACGAGAUCGUGAGAGGCUUCAUUUCCGACCAUGGACGAACUACUGGACAGGGCUAUGUUGAAGGUUACAUAAAAACACUUGGCUUAAGAAUUCAAAGAAAAAGGUUAAGAGAAAGCAUGGCAAGAGUAGAUCCACAGAAUACUUCACUUCGAUGGGGUGUUGUUGUUUCACGUAGGACUUAUCAAGUACCGUGGCCGAACUCCCUGUGGCACUUAUAUGGACAUCAUGCUUUGAUACGCUGGAACAUUGUUGUUCACGGAGGCAUAGAUGGCUUUUCAAGAAGAAUAAUAACGAGCGUAAGAUCCGACGAUGGCAGACACCUAGGACGGCAGACUCGGUCAAGGGGGCUUGGGGAAAGGUUGCCGUUCCAAUGGCGCAAAAAGUAGCCUUAAGAUAGCGCGCGCGACGGCGGCUGUAGUGGCUUUCCUCUUUGAAGUUUAGGAAAAGCGAUGGCUACCUUUAGAAAGGCUCGUGAAUUGUUGAUCGCAAGUCUCGAUGAUGGCGACAUUUCAGAAGAUGAAUUUUUACUGUUAUAUGAUGCCAACAUUUCAAAGAAUCUCGAUUAUCCUUGCCAGAAUUAUGAAGAUUUUGACCUGGAAGGACUCGGGGAAAGUGAGUGCUUGGCAGAAUUUCAUUUCCAAAAAGGGACAUACCAAUUCUCGCAGACGUAAAGGGGCUGCUUGAUUCGUAUUGAUGUGAACAAGGGACUGUAUGCGAUGGAAUUGAAGGCCUUUGUCUUUUGUUAAGAAGAUUAGCGUACCCUUAUAGGUACGGUGACCUAAUCCAUCGUUUUGGCCGCCCACUACCAGAAAUUUGUAUGAUCGCUAAUUAUGUAAUGGAAACUGUGUACAGCUUACAUCAUCACCAUCUGACAGCAUGGAACCACACCUUAAUGGGCCCCCCUCUACUUCAGAGAUAUGCUGAUGCCAUACAAAGGAAAGGAAGUCCCCUGCCAAAUUGCUUUGGCUUCAUAGAUGGUACAGUAAGACCCAUUUGCCGACCACAAGAAAACCAAGGAAUUGUGUACAACGGACACAAAAGAGUCCACGGAUUGAAAUACCAAUCUGUUGCAUUGCCCUGUGGUAUAAUAGCCAACAUGUAUAGGCCAGUAAGUAAUGGAAAUUAUUCCUUUCAAGUUUUAGCAGGAGCCCAAGUAAUGGGCUCCUGGUUUUAGUCACAUUAGAACCAUCUGUCACACGAUAAAUCCAAACAGAAUGAUAAAUAGGUGAAAGCAGUUUUUAGCGUGAAACAUAUCAAAUAGUAUAAAUAAAAUAUACAUUUUUUUUAAAUUACAGAACACAAUUUUCAAUCAAAAUGUGCAUUUUCUUCCAGAGGGCCACAACCAUGAUGCUGGAAUGUUAGCUGAUUCUGGCCUUCUGCAAGUCCUUGAACACCAUGCUUUUUUGCCGACUGGUAACCCCAUGGCCUUAUAUGGUGACCCUGCUUACCCAUUAAGAGUUCACCUUGUUGUGCCAUAUCGCACGGCAGGUAUCACUCCUCAGAUGGAAUAGUUUAACAAGUCCAUGAGCAGUGUCCACAUUUCAGUAGAGUGGCUUUUUGGGGAUAUUGUUAACUAUUUUAAAUUUGCUGAUUUUAAGAAAACUCAAAAGAUAUCAUUGAGUGCGUUGGGAAAGAUGUAUAUUGUAUGUGCAAUUUUAAGGAGUGCCAUGACUUGUUUGAAUGGCAAUUUCACAUCAAAUUUCUCUGACAUUGACCCACCAACCCUUCAGGAUUAUUUUUCCUAACAAUUAAAACUAUUUGUACCCUGGAAUGAAUUUCAAUGAUAAAUUCAUGUGAAAUACACAAUUAGUCAAUAAGAUGUAACAGUGUAUGUCUGCAACCUGCCAAUAAACUACUGUUUAAAGUUUUGGUAUUUAUUCUUUAGUAUUUGUAGUCAGGUCAACUGAUGUAUAACAACAACUAUAAUUAAUGUAAGAAGGGUUCAGAAUCCAUUUCAGAGGGUACAAGGUAUAAUAACACCAGGGUGAGAGCAAAGGAGAAUGGGGAGCUUCCCAAAAAAUGCACAGAGAAUGUUCCAAAAUUGCAACAGACCCUUCCCCCCCCCCGUCAAUCCUCUCUAAUCAUACAAAAACGUAGUCAAAAGGCCUUAAAAUUUGAACAAAACAACAGCAUUUAACGCAUUCAGUUACUCAAUGUUUUUCUAAAAGUCUCAAAAUGAUUUGUGACUGCUGUUGUUUCACGGCAACAAACAUCUGUUGAAACUGUUGCAUUUGAUUCUGUUGCUGCUGGACUUGCUGGGCCAUCAUUUGCAUCAUUUCUUGAUGUUGCUUUUGAGACUCAUUUUGCUUUCUUCUCUCUAUGUCCAGGCGCUGCAUGUGCAAUUCCAACUUUUCAGCUUUCCAUUUCUGAACCAUAUCAUUCUUCUCACGCAGAUACGCCACUGUGUCCCCACCACUCCUCCUUGUGACUUUUCGCUUAGGUUGUGCAUUCUCUACAUCCUCGACUUCAUCACCAUCCUUCCUUUUCUGUGUUGAACGCAUGCUCUCCAUUGCUCUAUUCCGCAUCUCGACAGCUUUGGCACUAUUCUCUUUUUUAUUGUCAACUUCCAGACUAUUUUCAGCAUCAGCCUCCUUUUCCAGUAUUUCCUCCAAAGCUUUCUCAACAUCAUUCAUGUCAGUCUCAAUGCCACUAGCCUUUUUCUCUUCUUGUAACUUUUUCUUUAAUUUUUCAAUGAGUAGUGUGUAAUGCUCUCUCACUGAGCGCUUGUUAACUUUAAGUCUUGGAAUUUUCAAGGAGUUGAGAUUACUGGCAAUUUUUUCCCAGAUCUGCCCUCUUGCGAUACUUCCCUUUUUAGCUUUAAAGGGUUCUCGAGCCAGAAUUUCUUGAAAGAGAGAGUGGUCAUGAUCAUCUGUUCACUCCAUGUUAGAUCUACAUUUUAAGAAAAUAUAAUAUAGAUAUUUAAUAAUCCUGGUGAGUCUGCUAACUAAGCUUCAAUUCCAACUACUUAGUUCAGUCCAGAACUCUCCAAAGUAAAUCAGAGCAGUCUUGUUUAUGUAUGUUGUGGUUAAAAUUUUUGUUUGCGAGUUUAAAAAUGCUCAAACCACGUUAAGUUUUUGUUUCCCUUUUUCUCAGGUUAUGGUAAUAGAUGCAAGAAAAAGGAUAAUAACAAUAAAAACAGAAUAAAGAAUGAAAACUGGUUUAAAACUUUUCAAAUUGACACUGGAAAAAUUUGAAUCACAACAUCGACAUGUAUGCAAAGCAGCAUAAUACAGGUAUAAACUUAUCAUUAUGAUAAAUGUUUAACCAAUUUCCGGCAGCAAAUUUUUCACGCUUAAUCUAGGACGUUUCUUUAUGGCUGAAAAAACAUUACUGAAACUGUUGAUUAUAAAAAUGUUCUCAGAUGAUCCUUGUUGUUGAACUCGAGAAAAGACAGAUUGAACAAUAUCAUGGCCAUCAAUUUAUGCACGAAGAAGGCUACGAAUUUUUAAUUGAAAUAAAGAAAUUAUUAAACUUACUGGGUUGCUUUCUUUGUUGACAUUGAGCCAGUACUAGUAACGAACUGUUUAUGAGAAAGGCAAACGAAUAAAGUUAAAAUUUCCUCGAACAAAUAGUUUAUUUUUGCUUGGCUAUCUCACAGACAUCCUCUCAACAAUAAACAGUCAAAAUUGCCAACAAUUUUCGCUCAAAGUAAGUUCAAACGGCGUUAUUUUGCUAAAGUUUACUCACGUUUUAGCCGCGACGGCAAAAUGGCCUCCUUCACGUUACAGACAAGGCCGCUACGGCGGGAAACCUCACAACAACGGCAGCCGGAAGUAAUUCUGGCGGUAACUUCACUUCCGCUUGCCGUCCCAGAUGUCUGCCGUUGUCGGAUCUUAAGCUCAUUAAUGUUUCUGAGAUGUAACUCAAACAGUCGUGCAGAAACUGUACUUAACCUGUUCUUAGAUGCCAUAAAUCGUGAUGGAAACCUUUGGCCAUCAAGAAUAAGAGUUGAUAAGGGUGUUGAAAAUGUCCUAGUGUGCGAUGCCAUGGUUCAAGCUAGGGGGGAGGGAAGGGGGAGUUUUAUUGCUGGUCCUUCUACACACAACCAACGCAUUGAAAGACUGUGAAAAGAUGUUUUUCGAUGUGUAUGCCACCUUUAUUACUAUCUAUUCUAUGCUAUGGAGUCCACUGGUAUCCUCAACACAGAUAAUCAAAUUCAUUUGUUUGCUCUUCACUUAAUCUUCAUUCCAAGAAUCAACAAAGCCCUUGAUGAGUUUUUUAAAGCCUUUAAUCACCACAAGGUUCGUACAGAAGGAAACUGGUCACCAUACCAAAUGUGGACAAAUGGCAUGUUCCAUGCUGACAAUCCACUAUCACAUGGGUUACUAGACGAAGAGCCAUCUGAGAUGGAAAUAUAUGGAAAAUGACCCCCAGGGACCAUCUCCCACUGAAAGAGAUAAUCAUGUUGUCAUUGACCCUGUGGAUCUUAGCCAUGGAGAUUUACUGAAGUCAUUUGUUUUCGAACAUCUGGAUCCACUGAGACCCUCAACUGAAAUGGGUGCAGAUAUCUAUACAGAAGCUUUAGAACUAGUAUUUCAGAGACUUGAACAACUUGUUGAUUCUGGAAUAUAUGUGCCACAAUAUUAUUAAUGGAGUAUUGCUUUAUUAACUUCAACUUUAUCAACUUCGACUUUAAUAAUAUUUUAAGAACUCAACUCUUAAUCCUUUCACUCCCAAGAUUUCAUUAAUAAUUCUCCUCACUGUCUGUCAUACAAUUCUUAUAAAGUUAGUUUGGAGAAUUUGGUAUUGGAUCAACCAAUUACCCCCAAUUGAUAUUUUUCUUUAUUCUCACCACUUUUCUGCUCAAUAUUGUAUCAUUAUCUUCUACCUUGGUCACUGAUGAGAGUGAAAGGUUUAAUAGAUAAUAGGUAACCCUUACUGGGAAAUGGAACUUUUAAACCAGUAACUGCAGAAAAAAAUUGUACAAAUAGCUUUUUGAAUAAUGUAGCAUUUGCUUGUUAGGCAGCUAACAAUAGUCUUGAACUGUGCACUAUGAGUACUGUUAUGAUCCUUAAUCAUCAAAUUUAAACAUUCUCUAACUUCAUGCCAGUUUAAAAAACUAGUAUUCCCCUUUCUUAUACCUUCAUCUUAAGGUGGCUAGUAGCAGUUUCCAGCUCCUAUAGUAUGGUGCACUAAACAUUUCUCAGUUACUGUUACAAUACUGGCAUCAAACAAAAUCCUAAUCAGUACGGAACCAAAAUGUGGUUGUUUCCUUAACACUACUAGUUACCAUAACGAUUAUAACAGCAUAACCUGUUAAAACACCCCUUAACUCAAAAAAGAAGUUCAGUGAUCUCUAUUUGUUAGUAUCGAGUUAUUAUUUACAUGUUAUGGUAAGGGAGUUUUAAACAGGUUAUGGUAACCAGUAACAACAACAAGUUAUUCAUCAAUAAAAAUCAGUUACAAAACUCAGAGUGUUGACUCCACAACCUACAUAACACCGAAAUAGCUAUUCUUGAAAGUUAGGUCAUACAGUUCGAACAGUUCAUUAUCUGAUGGGAGGGGUAAAACUGCAUUUCCUCUAGGCAAAUCCAAUGUGUUUGAACAGGUAUGACAAGUUGGAAUGAAAUGCCAAAUGGGUUUUUUCUUUUGAGGUGGUUUUUCUGAUUCCCCAGUUCCCUAGUGAAAAAAGAAAAUCGUUUGUAAUAACUGUAACCAUGCACAAGUAUGUAGUACAAAGAUAUCAAUCGGAAAGUAACAAUCAUGAUUAUUAGUAACUCAUACACAGAUGUUCUGUAUGUAUAAUAAGAUAAAAUACACUGUAUAAAAGUUUCCUUCAACAGGAAGGAAAUGACUGCUAAUAUUGGCUUUUACAAGUCAGUGAAACUUAAAUUAUGUUAAAUGCUUUCAUCACCACACCCGGUUUUGCACAUUUUACCUGCCAUAUUUGCAAUCCUAUAUAAAAAACUUUUCAAAAACUACCCAAACCUGUACCUAAUGCUUAUAUAUUACCUCAUCUGUAGUCAUGGGCUCUUUAACUUCAGCUACUGGAAAGUGAAUUUGUGGUGUCUUUGCAAAACCAAGGGGUGGUUCUUCACUUGUUCCAGUGACAAAUUCAAGGAUGUUUCCAAGGGUGACAACUCUGCGGCCACUUGACACAUCUCUAACAUAUUUAACAAAUUUGCUAUAAAUAGCUGUAUGUAUAAUCUUUAUUUAAGCACGAAACAAUUCAUCAGCAAUUACAUUAACUAAAACUAUUUAAAAAUUAAAACACUAACUAAUAACUAAAAGCUGUUUUCCGUGAAUGCCGUGCGUUAUAGAGUGGCAUUGAUCUUGCGUUUAAAUAACCCCAGAGUCUCUGUGUUCCUUAUAUCACAUGGAAGACUAUUCCAUAAUGUGGCUCCACUAUAGCUAAAGCUUUUUCGAUAAUAGUUAGUGCGAGGUAGAGGAACAUUGAGUUUAUUUUCAGAGUCCCUGAGGUCAUAAGCAGAGUUACGCCAUCUAAACUUAGAAUUAAGAUAUUCAGGAGCUAGCCCGUGCAGACAUUUGAAAACCAUGGUAACUCUAUGAAUUUCCUGCUGGCUUGUCAGAUUUUUCCAACUUAAAAAUUCAAGUAGCUUAGUUGCAUCGGCAUCAUAGCUGGAAAAUGUCAAAACACGGGCUGCUCUAAUCUGUAAUUUCUGCAGCUUAUCUCGUAGCGUUAUCCCACAGCUACCCCAGACAAUGUCACAGUAAUCAAAGUGAGGUUUUACUAAAGCUUGGUAAAGCAGAUGUAAGGUCGAUGCUGGGAUCAGAUGCCUGACUCGCUUUAGGCACCCGAUACCAGAGGCAAUCUUUUUUGUUAAUUUUUCGAUGUGACUAUGCCAAUCGAGCCUAUCGUCUAUAAUCACACCAAGCGAUUUUGUAGAAGUAACCUGGCUCACCUGAGUGCUGUUCAUUCUAAUUGUUGGUGAAGCUGUGAGAGUACCCAGUCUCUGCCUUGACCCUAUUAGCAUGAAUUCAGUUUUUGUCAUAUUCAGUGUGAGUUUAUUCGCUUGUAGCCAGUUGAAAACGUUUGUUAAGUCCUCAUUCAGACAAAGCUGUAUACUCUCAAGAUCACCGCCCGCAUAUGUAAGGUGUGUGUCGUCAGCAUACAUCCUCGGCUCACAAUUUGAUAAACAAUUUGGAAGAUCGUUGAUAUACAAUAAAAACAAUAGUGGACCGAGGAUGGUCCCCUGUGGGACGCCGCAAGUUAAUGAGCAGCUGCUGGACAGCGACCCGUUCACAGAACAUUUCUGUGUGCGGUUUUCCAAGUAUGACUGAAACCAUUUGAAAGAUUUGCCAUGUAUACCAUAAUAGGUUAAUUUCGAUAGGAGGAUCUGAUGAUCAACAGUGUCAAAAGCUUUUUUCAAAUCUAGAAAAAUGACUCCAUUGAUUUUCCCGUUGUCAAUAUUAUAUGCCCAAGAAUCUGUCGCUUCCAACAAUGCUGUUACAGUUGAAUGAGUAGCACGAAACCCUGAUUGAUUUUGAUAUAGAAUAUCAUGUUCUUCCAGAUAGGCAUACAAUUGAUCGUAAACUAUCCUUUCAAACACUUUCGCCACUAUUGGAAUCACCGAUAUUGGGCGGUAAUUGUUGACAUCAUCGCGGUUAUCCUGUUUAAAGAGAGGUGUAACCCUUGCAUAUUUCCGAUCAUCUGGGAACUUCCCUUGGCUAAUAGAUUGAUUGAAAAUAUCACAUAUCGGCACACAAAUAAGGUCAGCGCAUUCCCUGACAAACCUAGCAGAUAUUGUGUCAAGGCCCGUUGAUUUUGACUUGUCUAGUUUAUUUAAAAGUGAAAAUACUUUAUUUGGAUUAGUAGGUUGGAGCUCAAACCGUUUAUCUGUACCGGCAAGAUAUCGUUGAUAGCUACUACUAUCACAAUCUAUCUCACUGGUAAGUUUUGGACCAAUAUUAGCAAAAUGGUUGUUGAAUUCGUUUGAUAGCUCCAGUGGAUUAGUUAUCGUUAAUCCAUUCACUUUUAGUGAUGUCACUGACAUUUUCCCAGAUUUACGUGAAGUUAGCUCGUUUAUAGUCUGCCAGGUCUUUCGGGAGUCGCUAGUGUGCUUGUUAAAAAUAUUUUGGUAAUAAACUUGCUUUGCUAAGCGUACUUGCUUAUUGACUAAAUUUCUUUGUUUCUUAAACACUGCCCAAUCGUUGGGAUCAUUUGUUUUGAUUGCUUUGAUUUUUAAUAUAUCUCUAUUAUGCAUCAAGUCUUUCAACUCAGCGGUAAUCCACGGAGAACUUCGUGAACGAACGCGCAUCGUUUUCAGUGGGGCGUGUUUGUCAGCGAUAGCUAGAAAUGUACAUUUUCAUUGCUGCCACAUCUCGUUUGGGUCGGAAGACUCAUAUACAUUAUUCCAACAUUGAAACUGAAUAUCAUCUCGAAAAUUUUGGCAAUCGAAUUUUCGGAAAUUUCUGUAUGUUAUUGAAUUAUGUCCAUUCGACAUCCCGUUCAGAGCAAGUUUUCUAUAAACAUACACCAUGCUAUGAUCACUUAUCCCAACAUGACAAACUCCCGAACAGGCGAUCUUAUCCGAGCAGUUGGUGUAAAUUAAAUCAAUUAAAGUUGACGAGGUGGGUGUUAUCCUCGUCGGUUCAGCGAUGAGUUGCUCGAGUCCGUAGACAUCAGCAAUAUUCUUUAAUUUGGAUGUAUCAUUGUCAUAUCGUGCAGUGACCAUGUCACAGUUCAUGUCUCCCAGUACAAAAAAUUCUACAUUUUCACUAUCCAAUUUCCCAAUAAGGGAUUUAAAAGGUGAAAAAAUGCCAAUAGGAGAGUCAGGUGGUCUAUACCACGUAACAAUCACAAAAGGUCUUGUUUUUGGCUUAUGGAUUUCCAAGCAAAGAUUCUCUAAUGCAUCCAUAUGUAGAUCAGAUCGUACUGUAAAGUUGAUUGAAUUUUUAACGUAGAAGCAUACCCCCCCGCCGCCUUUCGUAAGUCUAUCGCGGCGAAUUAUUUCGUAUCCUGGAAUAUGAACUUCGUGAUCUUGAAUGCUCUCGUUCAGUUUUGUUUCGUUUAUAGAAAUAAUAUCGAUAUCGUUGUUGCUAAUAGGAUUCUUAGUUCGUCUAUAUGUGUAGUUAAUUGAUUUAUAUUGAGUGAGGCCAUUCUAAAGCUACACAAAGGUGGCAAUAUUGAGGCAGAUUUUACGCCCCUUUGGCUGCUUGAUCGAUUUCGCACGGCAUUGACGGACAGCACAUUAUCUCAUUCUAGGUGCGAUUUAAAAUUAUUAUAAAACUGCACAUUACCUUUAGAGUUUAAGUACAGUCCACCUUUGUUGAGUCCAUUAUAAGAUAAGUUCUCAUGAUGAAUUAAUUUCCAUCCGUUUUGAUGGCAGAACUUCUCUAGAUGCUUGUUGGCUGUUUUUACGGCCUGGUCAAGCUUAUCUUUUCUGCAUACAAGCUCCGACAGCGUGACUGUAGUAUCGCAAGUGCUCUCGAUCUGUCUCGCGAGGUCGACUAUCGAUUCGGCAACAGCCUUUGGUUCCCUGGUUUUAAGAUCAUUAGUCCCAAUGUGUAAAAUCACUUCGUUGGGCAAAAUUCCAGACUUGGCUUGAGAUAGUGAUUCAUGGCCUUUGUCGUAGCACCCGAGAAAGGCUUGACUAUAACCCUAUGGCCCACUGCUUUUCCCAGGUCUCUUCCAGGUAUUCUUGAGAUCAUCGAAUCGCCUAUGAGCAGGGUUGUGCGCUCUUUCGGUUGUUUUGGAUCUGUUUUGGUCGGUUCGGAUUCUUUCCCUUCUGGGGUGUUAUUAAGACCUCCUUUGUUUUUCGAUUUCUUUCUUUUCUUCUUUGAUUUCACAAUGGAGUCUUGAGGUUUGUUGGCACAAGGUGUUGGCUCGUCCAAGUUUGGGUCAAUAGUGCGUUCAUUAGGGGUGUUAUUGUGCAGCUGCUUCUCUAGAUACGAUUUGCAAUGCAAAAUUUAAAGAAUCGCGUUCUUGGACUAACUUUUUAUUUUCUUCCUUCAAAGAAAGAAUUGUUUCCCGAAGUCGAGAAUUUUCGGAUCUCAGAUCUUCCUCUUGAGGUUUCUCAACAACAACAACAACAACAAGUCUUUAUUCCAUCAUAAGAUAAAACUACAUAUCUUAUGUUACAAUGAAUUGAAAAAAACUACAGAAAUCUACAUACAUAUUAUGAAUUAAAAAGUAUAUCAUUACAAUAAAUGGAGCUUAAAUAUCAACCUAUUUACAAAUGUGUUCAUAAAGCGCUGUGUAUUAAUUUUCGGGCGCGCGCAGCCUUUUUUCCUGAGAUUGUGUAGAUAUGUCUUUUGGACAGGAAUGAUAUCUUUCAGGGGGUGGCAAUCCGUUGAUUUUAGUUUCUUCAAAAUGUUUCUGUCUUGUUUGUUUAAAAGGUUCUUGAUAAAAACUGGAAAUGAGAUAAAACCGCGUUUAUGACAUCGGUCUAAAAAUUUUUGUACAACCGUAAGAUCGGACUCAGAUGCCCCAUAGACUGAAAGUGCAUAGCUAAAAUUAGCCAAAACAAUCGAUAUAAAAAGAUGAUCAAUCUCUGCCUGAGAGUAAUGUUCCUUUCUCAAUGUUCGUAGGACGUGUAAACACUUGUUUGCUUUGACAAGCUUAGUUCUUACAUGCUCAUCAAAUUUUCCAUCACUCUGUAAAGUUACUCCUAAUAAAACGAAGCUAUUACAUUGGGGAAUAUUAUUAAUUGGAGAGUAGAGUACAUUAUGAUUUUUCUUUCUAACAACCAGCUCUUUACAUUUGCAAGGGUUGCAGACCAUUCUAUUGUCUUUACACCAUGUUAAGAACUGUCCUACUAAGUCGGCAGACGGGUCACUAUUCCUAGUGAUAGGCGAAAGAAUAGUGGAAUCAUCGGCAUAUUUAAAAAGCACAGGGCAACCAUUAAAAAAAAAUCCAAAUCGUUCAAAAAUAUAUUAAAAAGAUACGGUCCGCUUACACUACCUUGUGUGGUUCCUCUAUUGACAAGUUUCCACUGUCCUAAAAAUUAUAACUAACAACACGCUGUUGUCUUGCAUAGAGGAAACUGUGAUACCAAUUGAUAAUGUACGGAUUUAGAGGUAGCUGUUUCAGUUUGGCAGACAAAAUAGCAUGGUUCACAAAAUCGAAAGCCUUACUGAAGUCCAUGGUAAAAAUUCGCACUGCGCUAUAGUCACUACUAUCUAAAUACUUGUAUGUCUGGUGCUGGAUAGCGACAUUUGAACCCCCGCCUGUCUAUAUGCAAAUUGGGUGUGGCUCAGGUUGCUCUCAAUGAAUGAACAUGUUGGAUCCUUCCACUCCGAGUCCUCUAUAGGCAUGUUCAUUUGGGAGAGGGUUAACAGUUGGGAGUCUUUGAGUAGACAGCGACAGAUUCCAAACGUGAGUGACGAUUGGUGUGAACGGGAGGUCGUCUGGUCCCGUUGCGGUUUUCUUUACAUGAACUAAGGUAUUCCAAGAUAUUUUCGUUUACACUGUCCGGGAUAUCCAUGGUCUAACGUAAAUCAUAGCACAGGUUGGCGAAGUAGUCGUUCAGACGAACUAGAGAGUUCUUGUCCAAAUUUAUCAACGAUGACCUGCGACGCUGCGAUAGGGCGUCCACGCCCUUCCACCACUCACCGCUACCAAUGGCAGCCAGUUUUCUUCUGUUCUCGGUUAUCAGCUCAGAAAUGCGCUUAUUAAAUAAAGACAGGCGUUCCUUAUUCUUUAAAGAUAUAUGGGACUUAGUCCUCAGCAUACACUUGACUAAUGGGGACAUCCAAACUGGGUCACGCGAUGACAUGCGUACAGAUUUUUCUCUUUUACAUGAGCCCGUUCACCUCAUGAAUGAACAUGUUGGAUCCUUCCUCUGAGAAUUCUGGUUUCAACAAGAACAAAAGAUGUCGAACUGAUAAACUGAUUGCUAGAUUGAUGAAUGCUAGAUUGCCUCAGAAGAUAAAGAAGCAUAGGAAAUUUCCUUCCAAACAUGGGAAUUCCUAAAGUAUCCAUUCCACCUAUGAGCUCCCUGACACAAGAAGGCAGUUCCAGAUCUUCAACAAAAAUUGCCUGCAGUAUUUCUUCAGGUAUGUACACAGGCAACUGGUCAUUUUGAAGCAGGGCAAUACAGACCAUUUGACCAAUGUAAUAGUAAUCUUCAGACAUGUGCUCUUUGAAGCCAUUAUCAAAGUAAAUGUCUUUAAUCUUGUGAUUGCAAAGUCGGAUCCAUUCCUUGCGAGGCCCACCACUAUCAACAGCUUGCUCACCAUAAAACUGAACUUCAAAGGUGACCCUUGGAUCAGCUACAUGCUUUAGCUCCUCAAAUGUAGUUUCCAGAAUAUUAUGUCUAUCUACAGUUAUAAAAUUGGUCUCUCCUUCUAGGAUUCGUGAUGAAUUGGUUACCUCUAACGGUCUUCCAGAAACAAUUUUCUUCUGCAGAUAUCUAAGCAUCUCAGUUGGUUCCAUUAUGUCUUCUGGGAGCUCAUUAACAACUCGGCUAAAGAAGUCAUAUGGACUUUCUGUUUUCUGCUCCUCCUCUUGUUGUACAUGGCUGUUAUAGAGAGCAGAGAUGCCAGGGACGGCUGCUAAGCUGUGAGAGACAAUACCAGAAUUACCAUUAGAGGUGCUGAGGAAAAUUCCAGAAGUUCCAUUGGAGGUGGUGGGGAUGAUGCCAGAAGUUCCAUUAGAGACAUUGGGAACAAUGCCAGAACUGCUAUUAGAGUUGCCAGGGACAAUACCAGAAUUGCCAUCAGAGGUGUCAAGGACAAUACCAGAAGUUCCAUUGGAGGUGCCAGGGACAAUGCCAGAAGUUCCAUUGGAGGUGCUAGGGACUAUGCCAGAAGUUCCAUUAGAGUUGCUGGGAUGGUGCUAGUCUCCUGGGCUCCAACUUGCAGCAGCUCAGAGUCAGAAUUGGAUGCAUGGUUUUCGUUUACCACGAAUUCAAAGCCCACUUUAAUCCUGAUAUACAACAGACCCUGGCCAACCAAUUUCUUCACUACAUCGUAAUUAUACUCGGUUUGUUUGCUUAGAUGCAAGACACUGAUUCUUUUUUGAGUUACUUUCACGAAUUCAAAAUCGUUGGGUCCAAUAACACAGUAUUGCAUCUUUCAGGUUGAUGCAAUCUUUUCUCUGACCUGCGCCUCGCAGCCUUGUUCACUGAGUGUAAACAUACCCAUUUCUACGACCAUUUCUUUCUUUAAAAAAUCAUCUUCUGUAUCAUCUUCCUUGGAAUUUAGAAGAGCAAACUCAAAAGGUUUUUCUUUGAUCCUCUGCACAGCUCGCUUCGGUUUGCCUUUUGUUCCUCCUCGAGGAAUCUGAGAGCGUAGUCUUUUGUUAGAGCCAAGUCUUCUAAAAGUUCCUCCAUGCUGACUCCGGUCAAUCAUGUUUCUUGCUCAAUUAACGCUUUCCACGACGCUGUGGAGCAUUGAUUGACUUUCCGUCGAACCUUCUGACAAUACUGAUGUAGAUGGGGAAUCCACUGUUAGCAACAUAUCCAAGGCUCGCCUUAAAAGGCCUGCUGCUUCGGCAAUUUUGUCAUUCAUUGCCUUUUUGCACUGCAAGUAUUCCUUGCUAUCAUUCCCAAGCCCAUAUCUUUCUGAUCCGAUAGCUUGACCCAGUCCCCGAGAUGAAAUAAAUAUUUUUCCAGAUUGAAUUGAACGAAUAUAUACGGAUUAAUUAAAUGGAUAUGGAGCGAUUAAAUUAAAUGAAUAUAAACAUAUUAAAUAAAAUGGAUUUAAAAAAUAUUCCAUAUAUACAUAAAUAUUAAAUUAAACAAAUAAAAAAUAAUUUACACAGAUAUAAAUAUUAAACUAAAUAUAUAUAAAAUUAUUGAAUAUUGCUACAAUCGGCUUCCCAUGUAUGUCCCAAGAGAUUUCCUAAUGGUAAUGUCUAUGUAAGAGAAAUUUGUGGCAGAGGUGCAAGAAAUACUGUGGCUCGGAGAUCAAUGAUUUCAAUUGCUGAAGGCCAUUGGGACAGUGCCUCAACCUGGGUAAAGGCUUAG
This is a messenger RNA of Pocillopora meandrina, 14786 nucleotides long. NCBI's taxonomy places the organism in Eukaryota, Metazoa, Cnidaria, Anthozoa, Scleractinia, Pocilloporidae. The record is from the annotation of a GenBank genome assembly.